CAUUAUUUUCUAAACGCGCUUAGCUAUCUUCUCCCUCUCCGUCUCUAUCUCUAGGUCGAGAUUUUUUUAGGGUUUAUCUCCGAGUUUGGGUUAGCGAAAUCGAGCUUACGGGAUUGUCUCGAUUAUUCUUGUUUGGGUUUUGCUUGAAUCUGAAGCUAACCUUGGGUUAAUUGAGUUUUGAAUCGAUUGCAUCGCCUUUGACCUUUAUCCUCCGAUUGGAUCUGAGAAAAUAUGUCGCGCGUUCUCACUUGCCCACCGCUUGUGUUUGCAAGGAACCAAGCGAGCGUUCAUAACUUGGUCGAAUCGACUAAGCUUGAAAGAAUCACACUUCUUUCGAAAAAGGCGCACCGGAUAGAGAAGAAGGAAAAGAAGGAGAAGAGAAUUGUAAAGAAAGAAAUUAAGCGCGAGAAAUCUCAUAAACAUUCGUCGAUUAAAGCUGAUGAUAGUCAUCACAAGCAAGUAUUUGACCAACUUGAGAAGAGUGAUUUGACAGAGGAGCUUGACGAACCUCAAAACCACCUUGGAUAUUUGUCUGAUGGAAGUCAGAAUAGUAAGAAGAGGAAUAGAGAUGGCUCUCCUCCAGCUGUUGACAGUCUCAUCAAAGCUGCACCUGUAGCAGGUAAACCACUACGGAUUCGGUUGAUCUUCAAAAAACCAAAGGAGGAAGUUCCCUCUCUGCCUGGAGAGGAUCUUGUUUGCUCCACUACAGUUGCAAAGUCUCUCAGUCACCAAGAUGUCAUAACAAGUUCUAUAUCAGGUUCGAAAACAUCUGAGCUUGAAGAGAAUCUGCCGUCAACAUCUGUAGCAGAGGCAAUAUAUGAAACAAAGAAGAGAAAGAAACACAGACCUAGCAAAGAAGAUCAAUACAAUGCAUUGUUUGAUGGUUGGACUCCCUCUUCCAUUUGUUUUACUGAUUCUUCUUCAAAUGACAAUGGUGAUGAUUGGCUAUUUGGGAACAAGACGCAAGAGAUGCUUAAGCCCAAAGCAGCAGUCAAGAUUGCCGAUGACAUGAUGAUGAAGAUGAAACAGGGAGAUUCAUCUUGGCCUAGAGCUCAAUUUUUGUCUGAAGUUGGGAUUUAUUCUUUACCGUACACAGUCCCGUUCUAAUUGCUCGAUUCUUUUUGUUCUAGCUUUAGGCUAAGCUUGUACAGUGUUUGACUGUUUGUAACAACAAUUCUAAUCUAACCCAAUUUUGAUGUGUC
Arabidopsis arenosa is the source of this 1202-nucleotide messenger RNA. Lineage: Eukaryota; Viridiplantae; Streptophyta; Magnoliopsida; Brassicales; Brassicaceae. The record is from the annotation of a GenBank genome assembly.